Molecule: messenger RNA, 1974 nt
Organism: Cyphomyrmex costatus
Lineage: Eukaryota; Metazoa; Arthropoda; Insecta; Hymenoptera; Formicidae
Exons: 11
Coding region: 138-1874 (578 amino acids)
Biological process (GO): nucleoside metabolic process
Molecular function (GO): catalytic activity
Source: RefSeq, a predicted model, not a curated record
GCUGUGCAGUGCGCUUGUCAAUUGAAGUGAAUUUGGGUGGAGGUUAGCGUCGCAUCUGUGUCACGAAAUCUUCAAGUUCGAUACUUCUUCCCGUAGUUUCUGUCACUUUUACGAAAGAACGGAACAAUAUCGCAAAGAUGGGCGAGAAGACUGAGCACAUCGUCAUGACGCCGAAAUGCAAGACAGCGAACUCCACAACAUUGAUAAUUGAGAGACAGGCCCUGGAGCCACCAGCAGAAAACAGGAACGAGAACAAUGUUCAUAUCGCUGGUGGGGAUCACAAGGGGAUUGUUAUCAACAAACAGGUUGUGGCCGUGACAAAUGGUGAGGUGCAUCCUGCCCAACUAUGCCUCCAAUUUAGGGUGUUCCUGGUAAGCGCACAAACUGGAAAGCACACACAAGAACAGAGAACUCUCCAAUUUUGGUUUGUCGAUACGCUCGUCGAGACAGAACAGCCAAGCGUUGCGCAAGAAUUUUUCCGAGAACUCGUCACGCCGCAGGAGUUUCCUAGAGAUUAUGUAGGAUUUAUUAAAAAGAUAAUGAAAUUGAUGCAACAUAAAUAUCCCAGUAUUAAAAAAUUAGAAGUGGAAUUGAGACAAUUGGAAGAGCCCAUUACCCUUCCAAGCAGGCCAUUAUCUACAGAUGAAAUAGUCAUGGGUCAAGUGAUUGAGCUGACGGUAGAAAAAGUUCUGGAGCUUAUUGAGUCUGCCUAUCCGAAUCCUGUUACCGUGGUUGACAUUGCAAAGGAACAUGGAUGGGAGAUAUCAGCUGUGGAUGCUAAAUUAAAAGAACUUCAAGAGAAAGGACUUGUUAAAGCAAUAGAUCAUGGAGCCUUCACACGUGUUGUUCAUGAGGAUACUCAAGUCCAAGUAGUAAAGUCGAUGCCAACGAUGGCAAGCGCGAAACAACCUACUAUUGCUAUCAUUACAGCUCAAUAUUGCGAAAAACUUGCUGUGGAUUCAUUGAUUGAAAAUAAGGAAACUUUUGUUCGCUACACCACUGUUGGAGAAUCAAAUGUAUAUACUUUGGGCAAUAUCGGUGCGCAUAGGAUUGUAUGUACUAAACUACCAACUGUAGGACAUACUAGAGAGGCAAUGACCGCAGCUGGCAAUACUACUACUAGAUUAUUAGGUACAUUUCAAAAAGUGGAUUUUGUCUUUCUUGUCGGAGUUGGUGGUGGUGUUCCUCAUUAUACAGAUUACAAUAAACACGUGCGAUUAGGCGAUGUGGUGAUAUCGCAUCCAACGCUGCUCAAUAAGAAAUAUGCGUACGUUUAUUGCGAGAGUGCCAAGAUAAACGAAAGCGAGAACUAUCAUUUUGAGACCAAAGAAUAUUGUCCACCAAAUCUUGGUCUUCAAGAAAUCGCAGCAACUCUGAAAAAACAGGCUGAAAAUGAGACGUUUCCGCCAUGGCAGGUGUAUGUGAAGGAAGGUUUGCAAAAUUUGGUUAAUCAAUCAGAACAUGAUUUUAACGCGCCACCACCAGAAUCUGAUAAACUAUAUAUGGCUAUUGGAGAGAGGGAUGUCAUCGAGGUAUCUCAUCCAAUCGCUCCUCAAGAUUCCAUAAAUAAAAGAACUGAUGGAUGCUUCCGAAUUCAUCUGGCACCAGUAGCUUCUGGUCGACAAGUCGCACGAGACGAUCAACUUAGGCAAAAGUUUGCAAGCCGAUUCGGUGCGCUCGCAUUUGAUGCAGAGAUGGAUGCUGUCGUAGAGAGUAUCUUGGGUAAUUGUCGCGAGAAUUUCAUUGUAAUCCGCGGAAUCGCCGAUUACAAAGACGGCACUCGAAUCAAAGAAUGGCAGCCAUACGCGGCACUAGCGGCAGCUAGCGUAAUGAAAGCUAUAAUCUGUGCUAUGGAUCCACCUGUUAAUGACUAAUAUCACUUCUCCUCUAGUUUUUCUAACUUUAUUCUACAUAGCGUAACAAUGCAACGCGCAUAAUUUUUCGUAGGGCAAAGAAUGAAAUUUAAAAUCAAAA